UUAGCAGCGGUUGCUAGGCGUUUGCCGAGCGUUAAUAACGCCCCACAAACGCCUAUAAUUCAGUUUGAGUGGUGUUACCGCUCCGCAAAAGCGUCGCAACCGCACCGCAAAUGCCGGCCAGGCGUUUGCGGAGCAGCACCAUAGACUAGAAUAGGAGGCUUCAACGCCUCCUGACUCGACCAUAGGCGUCCGUUUUGGCGCGAUGCGACGCAAACGCUCCCGUUAGAACAACACCAUGUGCUGUAAUGUGCAGAAGCGGGUGGGGGGGGGGGGGGAGGGGG
Messenger RNA from Staurois parvus, 281 nucleotides. Lineage: Eukaryota; Metazoa; Chordata; Amphibia; Anura; Ranidae. The record is from the annotation of a GenBank genome assembly.